Molecule: messenger RNA, 1699 nt
Organism: Eruca vesicaria subsp. sativa (arugula)
Lineage: Eukaryota; Viridiplantae; Streptophyta; Magnoliopsida; Brassicales; Brassicaceae
Source: the annotation of a GenBank genome assembly
UCUCUCUUUGGCUUUCGUCUCUUCUUCUAUAAUAAUAUCGGCACAACACCGAAGAAAGAAAGAAAGAGAGCAGAAGAAGAAGAAGAGAAUGAGAGAGAAGGAGAGGAAUAGGAGAAUAGCGAUGUAUAGAGAGGAAGAGAAGAAGGAGAUGGAGAGGCGGAGAGACAUUUAUUUGUCUCGUUUACAGUCGUCUCCUUUGGAGAAUAGCUUUGAGAUUCCCGACGAGCAAGGGGAUGCUGGUCGUCGUGGAGACCAACAACAACCCGACCCGGAAGCUGUAGAGAACGAACCUACUGAGGAUCUACGUCAAGAGACGGUUGAGAAGAAGGACGAAAAAGAAGAAGUGAAACGCGACAACGAAGCGGAGGAAAAAGUUGUAGAAGAAGAAGAGGAAGAUAAGGGAGAUGUUGGUGAUGAAGAAGCAGAAGAAGAAGAGAAGGAAGAAGAAGAAGAGGAAGAGGAAGAAGAAGAGGAAGAGGAAGAAGAAGAAGAUUCUAAGGAGAAAAGUCCAUCAGGAGGAGACAAAUCAGAGUUUAUGGAAAUUGAUCUAGGGGAAAUUCGUAAAGAUGUUCAGUGUCCUAUCUGCUUAGGAAUUAUAAAGAAAACAAGGACUGUGAUGGAAUGCCUGCACCGGUUCUGCCGGGAAUGUAUUGAUAAGUCUAUGAGAUUGGGGAACAAUGAAUGCCCUGCCUGCAGGAAACAUUGUGCAAGCCGACGUUCUCUUAGAGACGAUCCAACGUUUGAUGCUCUUAUUGCAGCUUUGUUCACAAAUAUUGAUAGCUAUGAGGAAGAGGAAUUCGCUUUUCACGAAGAUGACAAGGCUCGUAAUAAGCAGAUUCAAGCAUCUAUAGCUGAAAUAUCACAAAGACAAUCAGAGGCUCUUGUGAAAAGAAAAUCUUUUGGUAAGGAGGCUGCAGUUUUAAUGAGGUCACAGCGUAGUGGCAGUGGCUCCAGGAGGAGAAGAAACGGCAGAAACAUGGAACAAAACGAUGUUGAAGCCCAUGAAGACGAUGAUAAUAAUGAAGAUAAUAACAACGGAGGAGGCAGAGAUUCGUCUUCAGAUGAGCAUGGUGCAGAAGUCCGGCUGAGAAAACGUAGGAAACGGUCUGCAAGUCGUUCAACACAGCACCCGUCUUCUUCAGGUGCCAACAACAACAAUGGUAACUGCGGAGAUAACGACACAGAAGCGUAUAGAGACAGCAGCAAAGGACUAUCUUCGGGGCUUGUGUGGAAUCCGGAGAUGCUUGCUUGGGGAAGAAGUGCUACAAGGAGUAACCCAAGGCAUGAGAAUAAUACACAGGGAGGUAGUAGUAAGAGUGUGAGGAAUGCUCGCGUUAAUAAACUUGUGGAAUAUCUACGCAGCACCAUAGAUGGAAACAAUGUUGAGGAGGACAUUAAUCUCAAGCUUGUCUCAGUGGAUGCUACAUGUGUACCAGACUUACCACAGCCAUAUCUCCAAUGCAGACCCACCUUGCUCGUGAAGCAGCUCCGUGAAUUUGUGGCACUUCAGACGCAUUUGAAGACUGAAGAGGUUGAAUUGUUGGUAACAAGAGGAUUAGGAGGAGAAAAUAAGGCAAUCGAGACUCUUCCUGUAGUGGCUUCAGCCUCCAAAGAUGAGAUGCAAAGUCUGGAAGACGAUGAAACAUUGUCAAGGCUCAAAACCGAUUCCAAUUCAAGCCAUGAACAACAUUUGGUAUAG